AUGGUGGCAUCCCUCCCCUAUCUAUACAACAUGGUGCAUCCCUCCCCUAUCUAUACAGCAUGGUGGUAUCCCUCCCUAUCUAUACAACAUGGUGGCAUCCCUCCCUAUCUAUACAUCAUGGUGGCACCCCUCCCUAUCUAUACACCAUGGUGGCAUCCCUCCCUAUCUAUACACCAUGGGGGCAACCCUCCCUAUCCAUACAACCUGGUGGCAUCCCUCCCUAUCUAUACAACAUGGUGGCAUCCCUCCCUAUCUAUACAACACCAUGGUGGCACCCCUCCCUAUCUAUACAACCUGGUGGCACCCCUCCCUAUCUAUACAACAUGGUGGCAUCCCUCUCUAUCUAUACAACAUGAUGGCAUUCCUCUCUAUCUAUACAACAUGCAUGGUGGCAUCCCUCCCCUAUCUAUACAACAUGGUGGCAUCCCUCUCUAUCUAUACACCAUGGUGGCAUCCCUCCCUAUCUAUACACCAUGGUGGCAUCCCUCCCUAUCUAUACAACAUGGUGGCACCCCUCCCUAUCUAUACAGCAUGGUGGCACCCCUCCCUAUCUAUACAACAUGGUGGCAUCCCUCCCUAUCUAUACAACAUGGUGGCAUCCCUCCCUAUCUAUACAGCAUGAGCGGGGUUGUCGACAGCCGCAGCUGA
This is a messenger RNA of Haliotis rufescens (red abalone), 648 nucleotides long. RefSeq names its product extensin-2-like. NCBI's taxonomy places the organism in Eukaryota, Metazoa, Mollusca, Gastropoda, Lepetellida, Haliotidae. The transcript has 4 exons. The record is from RefSeq and is a predicted model, not a curated record. The coding region runs from base 1 to 648 and encodes 215 amino acids.